Messenger RNA from Menidia menidia (Atlantic silverside), 1038 nucleotides. NCBI's taxonomy places the organism in Eukaryota, Metazoa, Chordata, Actinopteri, Atheriniformes, Atherinopsidae. The record is from the annotation of a GenBank genome assembly.
AUGUUGGCCAGACUGCUUUUCUGUCUCCUAAUUUCUCACCCAUUUUUUCUGCUGCAUGCCAGCGCCCCUAAUUCCACGAAAAGCCCUGCUGCCACAGCCAGCCCUGCACCCCGCCCGCCCCCUCCUCUGCGUGACCCCAGCUGGGCCCUGGGUCUGCGCCUGUACCGGGCCGUCCGUUCUGACUCAGGCCCGGUGAACACCCUCUUCUCCCCUCUUCUCUGUGCCUCCUCUCUCGGAGCCCUGGGCGAAGGCUCUGAGGGUAAGACUGCCGCCCAGAUCCAGGAGCUCCUCAAGCUGCCAUCGCCCUCCAAAGACGGAGUGCAUGUAGGCCAGCUUCUUUCGGGGGCGCUUAAGAGCUUCACCGAUGCUAAUGGGACCAGCUUUCAUUUGCACACCUCCUCAGCCGUGUUCACAAAGCAGCCUCCUGCAGUCAGCCCCACCUUUGCAAAAGAGAGCCAAAGCAGGUUCAGACUGCAGCACCGGACGCUGGGGAAAGGAGACUCAAAUGCUGACCUGAAGCAGCUCCGCGACUGGGCUAAGGCUGCCCUCAAUGGGCCGGAGGGGGCUCCUUUGGAGGCAGAAAUCCGGGCUAAAGCUGGAGCCCUGAUCCUGGGAAAUGCUCUCCACUUUAAAGGACUAUGGGAGAGAGCUUUCAGCGAGGAGAGCCAGGAUCGCCGCAUCUUCUUGGGAAGGAAAUAUACCAAAGUGGUGAUGAUGCACAGAGCAGGCUUGUACCGUUUCUACGAGGACGUUGACAACAUGGUGCAAGUUCUGGAGGCACCUCUGAGGGGAGGUAGAGCCAGCGUUGUGCUCCUGCUGCCCUUUCAUGUUGAAAGUCUGGCCAGGCUGGAGAAGCUGCUGACCCUGGAGCUGCUGUCAGAGUGGCUGGAGAAGACUAGUCGUACAAGCGUGGCCGUCUCGAUGCCUAAGGCAAACAUCACGAGCACGCUUAGUCUGCAGUUUCCAUCUCUUGCAGUGUUUUCCUCUAAAGGUCCCAUGGUGUCAGGGUCUGUAGCCAGAGAUGGAGAGCCCACUUAA